Messenger RNA from Cyphomyrmex costatus, 4291 nucleotides. It is a transcript of the gene numb, whose product is annotated as NUMB endocytic adaptor protein. The record is from RefSeq and is a predicted model, not a curated record. Bases 16 to 1872 code for a protein of 618 amino acids. Gene Ontology annotation, cellular component: cytoplasm. The transcript is spliced from 8 exons. Lineage: Eukaryota; Metazoa; Arthropoda; Insecta; Hymenoptera; Formicidae.
UCGCCGGGAAAAAGAAUGGAUCGGCUUCGACGAAGCUUCCGGGAUAGUUUCCGGCGGCGGAAAGACCCUCAUGUGCCCGAGUCUAGUAAACCUCACCAAUGGCAAGCGGAUGAAAGUGCAGUGCGUUCAGCUACAUGUGCUUUUCACGUUAAGUAUCUAGGAUGUGUAGAAGUCUUUGAAUCGAGGGGUAUGCAGGUUUGCGAAGAAGCCCUUAAAGUUCUCCGUAACUCAAGAAGAAGACCAGUACGAGCAGUACUUCACGUAUCUGGUGACGGAUUGCGUGUUGUCGAGGACGAAACAAAAGGGUUAAUUGUCGAUCAAACAAUCGAAAAGGUGUCGUUUUGUGCGCCGGAUAGGAAUCAUGAGAAGGGAUUCAGUUACAUUUGCAGGGAUGGUACGACAAGGCGGUGGAUGUGCCACGGAUUUUUAGCAUUAAAGGAAUCGGGAGAAAGAUUGAGUCAUGCAGUAGGCUGUGCCUUUGCUGCAUGCCUGGAGAGGAAGCAACGGCGAGACAAAGAAUGCGGAGUUACAAUGACUUUCGAUUCGAAGACUUCCAUCUUCACGAGAAGUGGCAGCUUUAGGCAACCGAAUCUCGCGGAGCGGUUACAAGAAGCGCGUGAUCGUGCAGCAGAAAUUCCUCCGGUUAGGCAAGUGUAUAAUCCUUUUGCAAUUGAGAGACCGCACGCUACUUUAUCUAUGCUCGAGCGGCAAGGUUCCUUCCGGGGUUUUUCACAGCUAAGUCAAGCAUCCCCAUUUAAAAGGCAACUUAGUUUACGAGUCAACGAUCUUCCUAGUACUCUUGAACGCACACGUAGUCACAGUCUUGAGCCAACGGAUCUGGCGCGAAUGCCUUCAGCUCAUUCGCAUAUUGUACCUUCGAAACCCCCAGUGAGUCCAAUACCAGAAAUAUUUUCCGGUGAUCACGACAGCGUUUCCGCAAUGUGUCAGCAGCUUUCUCAAGGACUUUCUCUACUUUCGAGCAGCGAUGACUUUGGACCAUUGCCGUCGUCCCAAUCUGCCGCGAGCUCCGUAGCUAAACAGCUUUUCACCAGUACCACUACUAACUCUCCUCCAGUAACGAGUAGCAACUCGUUGGAUGAGAUGAAACUGCAGAAUGGUCCCAAUAUCAAUAACAACGAUAACAAUGACAAGAAUGAAGAGCUCAAUAAUCUGAAUCAUGUUACGCCCAGUUGGCAAGAGUCUGCAUCCCCUGUUCUCGCGUCGAAUCACAGGCUUACGCCUCUCCUUAAGGCGAGCAACUUGAGUCCCGUUCUUCCAAGGACGAACGCGCCCACUCCGGUCGUUAUGAGCACACCGGCACCUGUUUCCUCUAGUGUAGGCGCCUUCGGCACGCCGCCAUCGGCAGCAAGUCCUGCUUUCAGCACGGCUUCUACGUCCUCUUUAGGAAAUACGUCUACGCCGGCCGUGAACAGAUCGCCGAUCCCAAUAAAUUCCGUGAUAACGCCAAAAUCAAGUUCUCCUAGUACCAGCAUAGCGUCUAUUUCCCCGGCGGUACCAAUCUCGACUGAUGUUGUUCAAGUUUCAUCGGCAACCGGAAUCCCGACGGCUUUAGUGCAACCGCUUUCUACAGCAGCUGGUUUACCGAAACCAGAACAAUGGUUGGGUAGUAUAACUGGCUCUGUACCAUCAUCGGCACCACAGCAAGUAACUGUUAGUCCUCGGCGAGCACCUCCUCUUCAUACGAGGGCACAUUCGCUUGGCUCGGCUGCAAUGAGUCUGACUUCCAGAGGACCUUCUGAUCCCUUCGACGUAGAAUGGGCGGAAAUUGCUUCCAGAAAUAUGCAACAGUCGACCACGACGAAUCCCUUUAUUAUGCCGAAUGCGACGCAGGCGUUUCAAGUGCAGUUGUAGCGUCAGGAGUUUAUUAAUAAUGUCGCCAAGUAUUUCCACUCAAGCACAUAGCGGCUACACGUUCGCCCGCGCUCCGACCUUGCACACGAUCGAAAAUACUACACGUGAGCCACGUGUCCUCGACCCGAUCAUAAACAUCGUCAAGUUUCCGAAUGGGUAGUAACGGUAUGCAAAGUGUCAUUAAAAAGUUCUCGAACUGAUACCGCAAGAUGGAAACGAACGAUAGUACAAGAAUAUUCCAGAACGUGGAAAUAAAUCUCAUGAAUCAAUAUGCUGGUAGUAUGAUGUUGCAAUUAUUAAGCGCUAUGAUGUUUGCCCUUUGUUCGACGAUCUAAGUGUUUAUCUACGGUAGUGGUAAUGAAAAACUGAAGUAACGCGCAUGUAAAUUUUAUGUGAAGUUAAAACUAUCAAAUGCUUACACAAGUCUUUGGAAAUUAGAAAAAAUUUGUGAGUUGCAUGGACAACUCCUAAAAACGUUUAAAAAACCACAAUUAAGCAAUUGUUCUCUUCACGAAUCAAUAGAUUAAUUUAACGAUCGAAUGUUUGAUGGACUUUGGAGAUGUUUUCGUGCAGAAUUUGAUGUAUUAUACAUUUUACUCCAAUUUUGUGUCUCUCUCACACAGCACCUACAUUUAUGAAUAGAACCGCAAGCAAUACUAUAUUCAGUAAUUACAGCAUUAUACUACAUGGCUUAUUAAGCUUAUUUAACUUAUGAGAUUUGUGGUCUCUACUCCAUUCUUGUAACACCGAUGGUUUUUCACCUGAUAGCAUUAGUUUGGGAACUUUUCAAUUGUAUUUUAGUAGAUAUAAGUUUACCGUGAAAUCCAUCAAGAAACUGGGCCGAAAAAGCGCAAAGAUUAUUCUUGUCAAAUUGGCGCUUAGUAGCAACGACGAUAGGAGCGAAUUGAACCAGCACAAAUAUCAGCGUAAAAUAUACUUAAUAGAUAGGUAAGUAUAUACGCGCACAGCCUUAACGACCUCAAUAAGAAUAAAAAUAAAACACGCAUAUACGCAUAAGCAGACGCCCGGAUGACGUGACACGGGACACAAAGUUUCACGCACCGAUAAUAACAGGCUACAUCUCGUCAGCCGAUUAAGUAGAAGCAAUAGAUGUCGCGAAGUACGCGUAUAAGCGGAGUUCCCGACAGUACAGAUAAUAUCUUACACUUAAAUGUCUAUCACGCGAUAUUAUAAUUGAAUAUUCUAAUUAUCUUGAGUAGAGUUAGGCUCAAACUGAGCGAUUAUCGUCGUUCUGCAUGAAAAACGAAAUUGUAUGCACUCAAGAUUACGCUGCACCCUUACUGUUAUUUUUUUCAUCAAAAAGAAAAGAAAAGAAAAGUACAUAGGGUAGUUAUCACUUCGUGAUCGAAUCGUGACCUGAAUCACGAAGUGAGGUGAUCGUACCUUCCACAGGAAGGGGACUUGCAUUUCCGGCAAGCUCACCCGGCUCAAAAGGAUAGAUACGUUCUACCGAACGUAGGAUAUGCAGUAGGGGUUAACAUCCACGAGGAGACUGUGAUAUUGAUGUGAAGUGGCUAGUACUUAAGCGAACAGGGUCGAACGGAUUACGAAGUAUCAUGAGGAACUUGCUCAAGGUCAUCGCACCGCGUGGUAGCACAGAAUGAGUGAUCGUGAGUUCGGGUACCAUAGACUCUAUCAUCCCGUAUUAGCCGGUAAUAAAACACCCCGUAAAUUACUUAAGAUUAGCUGUUAAAGACUAGCGGAGAUAUGUCUUACACUAUCGUUGUCUAUUAUACAUACGAUAUCGUGUCGCAUUUAUCAUGAGGACCGAGGAGAGAGAUGACGAAAAGCGUAUAGAAAUUCUCGCACGAGGAUAAAGCUUGCGAAAUACAAUUUUUCUCAAGAGUUUAGACGGUGCUUCCGCUCUGUAAUAAUAAUUAUAGUUGCGAAAAUCGCUUGUCGAGCCGAUCCUCGAGUGUGAGUUCAUAUCUACGAUCUGAUUGCGCUCAGCUAUGUACAUCGUAGCUAGUAAAAGAAUUUCCUCAGUCCCGUGUAUAGUAAUUGAUAAUAUCCCGUGAGAUAUCAGUAUUGCGCCUCGCAGCUUUUUGUCUUUCAAAUUAAUGGCUGCACUUUCGGUUUUUCGAAACGGAUCGAGGGUAAACGUCGAGGAAGGCCAAGGGAGAUAUUACAUGAGGGAUAACUGAGGCGUGUGUGUAUGCAUUGUAUAUAGAUUAGUUAUUUAAAAUGUAACGCGACAGUAUAGAAGAAUGAAGAAGUUAUAGAGAGCGUGUAUCAUUCAUUAAGCCGGCGACUCAGCAAUGAGGCGAGAGAAAAUCUUCUUCAAGUUCAAUCGAAGCGAAUAAUCGAAUUGUACUAUAUAAUAGUAUUUUAUAAUUUUAUAAACGAUAUGUGGGGAAGACAAUGAUGCUACGAUUUUGCAUUAUGUAAGAGAGAUCUG